Messenger RNA from Spodoptera litura, 682 nucleotides. Its product is annotated as larval cuticle protein A3A-like. Lineage: Eukaryota; Metazoa; Arthropoda; Insecta; Lepidoptera; Noctuidae. Gene Ontology annotation, cellular component: extracellular matrix. The record is from RefSeq and is a predicted model, not a curated record.
AUUCAACUUGAGGUCCUCUCAUAGUUAAGUCAUACACACAAUUCAAAAUGGCAUUCAAGCUGGUAGUCCUGGUUUGCGCUUUCGCCGCCGCCAAUGCGGGUUACGUUGCCCAGCCCGCCCCGGUCGCUUACGCUGCCGCUCCAGCAGCGCAUGUAGUGCACGCCGCCCCAGUGGCGUACGCCGCCGCACCCGUCGCUAAAGUAGUUGAGGACUACAACGCUCACCCCCAAUACAGCUUCGCUUACGACGUGCAGGACGGUCUCACCGGUGACUCCAAGAGCCAGCACGAGAGCCGCGACGGAGAUGUCGUACAGGGCUCUUACUCCGUGGUAGACCCUGACGGUACCAAGCGUACCGUGGACUACACUGCUGACCCCCACAAUGGAUUCAAUGCUGUCGUGCGCAAGGAAGCUCUCGGACACGUCGCCAAAGUGGUCGCCCCCGUUGUCGCCAAGGUAGCUGCCCCAGUCGCCUACCACGCCGCUCCCGUGGUCGCUAAAGUCGCCGCCCCUGUGGCCUACCACGCCGCUCCCGUGGCCUACCACGCCGCCCCUGUCGCGUACUCCGCCCCUGUUUACCACCACUGAAUGCCAUACCUAGUCAAACCCUGAACUGAAAAUUAAGGAUUAUUUAUUUCGUUAGACAUUAUGAUCAUGAGCAAAUAAAAUAUUUCUAAGAAGUU